UUGUUUAUUAAUAUAAAUGGCCCAGUGCAACUCACACGAAAAUCUCAGUGAUGAUGAAAUAUUUUUUGGAAAAUUAUCACUAAAAGAAGUGAAAAAACGUCUUUUGCCUGAUAAUCACCGUCAAACUAUUAUGUUCGUAUUUAUUUGUUUCUUAAGAUUGAUUAUCAUGGUGUAUAUUACUUUGUUAAUAAUUCGAAUUAAAAACCGUUUAAUAAUAUUGUUAACUUAUUUAAGGUGCGGUACUGAAACUGUUAGAGUUUCGGAUGACGAAAGCGUUAGUAUAAUUGAAACUCAUUCAGAGCCGGAUAUGUAUUCUGUGAGAGACACAAUCACAUCUCUCGAUUACUCUAAUGCUAGUUUUGCUUCAAGGGCUUCUAUGGGAUGGGACAUUAAAUCCGCAGAUGAUAGCUUUUUAAAAAUUGAAGAAAUGGUAACUGAGUUGUGUAUUUCCCCAAAUAAAAAUAAAAAGGAGGAAUUAGACAAUACUUUAGAAGUAGUUGAAUUUAUUUUGAAUAAUGCACCUUUACAUGACAAUAGAAAUAACAAAACUGUUCCAAAUGUAAAUGAAAAAGGCACAGAUGAAAUUGUUUCCAAAGUUACUGAUAGUUUGAAAAAUUGCUCAGAAGUAAAAAAUGAAAACGUGAAAACCAUAAAUACAGCAAAUGUGGAUACUAUUAAUUGUUCAAAAAGUUGGACAGAAGAAAGUAAUGAAAUUGUGGGAACUGUAAAUACAACAAAUAUUGACACAAGAGUUAUUAUCUGUACACAAAGUGGCACAGAAGUGAUAAAUGAAAAUGUGCAAACUUCAAAUACAAACAAUGUUGAUAGUAAUUCCCACAUCAAAAUUGAAACAUCUCAUGAAACAUCACCAAAAACACCCUCAAAUUUGAAGAAACAUAUUCAAAAUUAUAAAAUUAAAGGUAUAUCAACUCCAUUGACUGAAAUUAAACAAACUAAAGAUGUUUUUAAGACUCCUAAAAAUCCCAUACCUAAAAAGAAUCAAACACCAUCUUCAAAGAAAACACCAGGCAAAACAAAUGCUUUUCAACACAUAACCAGCCCUGUAGCAUCUUAUAUAAAAAAAUGUCCGCAAGUUCCGUUAUUGAGAGAUGUACACCCAACAAAGCCUCUUCCUGGUACCUCAUCUAUUCCUAAGUUUAUAAAAAAGGCAAAUGGUGACAAGGGGAAAGAAAAUACUACCCUACUUCCUUCAAUUGCUUAUAGAAGUGCUAAGAAAACAAAAAUGAUAACAAUACCAGAUAAGGAAAAACUACCACAAAGUCCAUGGGCUAAGAAGAUAGCUUCUUCACUGCCAAAACCUAUUGUUAUUACACAUGAUCAUAGAGAAGUUACUUCUGUGAAAAAGCCAGUAUUCAAUCACCAAGAGGACAGUUUUGCCAAUCUUUCACUUCACCAAGCUGAUGUAUCUGUUUGUACUCAAAAAUCUGCAGUAUCUAAAUAAUUGAAAUAAUAAAUUUUAUACUUUGAAUUAUUG
Melitaea cinxia (Glanville fritillary) is the source of this 1495-nucleotide messenger RNA. RefSeq lists its product as uncharacterized. The record is from RefSeq and is a predicted model, not a curated record. NCBI's taxonomy places the organism in Eukaryota, Metazoa, Arthropoda, Insecta, Lepidoptera, Nymphalidae. The transcript has 2 exons. The coding region runs from base 17 to 1462 and encodes 481 amino acids.